Peniophora sp. CBMAI 1063 is the source of this 579-nucleotide messenger RNA. The record is from the annotation of a GenBank genome assembly. Lineage: Eukaryota; Fungi; Basidiomycota; Agaricomycetes; Russulales; Peniophoraceae.
AUGGAUAUCGACGAGGCAGAUCUACAAAAUGUCGAGUUGGCCGACGACUCGGUGGACACGUGGACAUUUGUGAGACGCAAAGUGCUGGCGGACUUGCGUACAGACCGUCCGAGGACAGCACAUCCCGACGACGCGGCGGCCACAACACUACUUCAUAUGGACCCCGAGUUGCAAGUGCUCCCCGAUGCGCUGAGUACAAGCGCAUAUCUCCGUGAGAUUCUAGUGAGUGAACAAGCACACGAACCUAUGCGGGGAGUGAAAAUUCAACACUCCCACCAGCGCAGUCGGAUGGCAUGUAGAUCAGCUCUGCAGGCAAAACAUGAGAUCAGGCAGGAGCGCCUAUUCUUCCGCCACGAAGUGCACAUGCUGGCCCACAUCCGCGCACAGGAGGAUGGUCUUCGAGACCCAGUGAUCGGCGAGGAAGAUGAGGACCACCUCCUUGAACGGAAGCUUCGCGCGAUACACCGCUCGGCUGUGUAUAAGCGCGUGAAGGAGCGCGCUCUGCUCUACCGGGAGCAAGAGACAAGGAACAGGGAAGCAGUUCAAACAUUGAAACGGGAGGGGUUCGAUACCGAAUGA